GACCCAGCGCGGGACCAGGCCCUGCGUGCCUCGGCGGGGCCAGGCCGCACAGCCACCGCGCCAAGCUGGAGUGGGCAGUUUCGGUGGCUUCAACCUCGGUCCAGCAUGGAGCCCUGCUCCUGGUCGCGUCGCCUCCCGGAUCUGGGGACUGACUCUUCAGGGAUGGUCUGAAGCGCGGCCGCCCUGAGGAGAGAGGACGGGGCCGGGCGGGGCCGAGCCGCUGGCUGACCUUGGCAGGGUGGAUCUGGUACGGCCACCGCCACGCACAGAUGUUUUCAAGCAGACAUUCACUCAGCAUCUACUAUGUACAAGAUGAACAUCUGCAACAAGCCCUCCAACAAGACAGCCCCUGAGAAGAACGUGUGGACGGCGCCUGCGCAGGCCAUUGGACCAUCCCCGGAGCUCCAGGGCCAGCGGUCUCGCAGGAAUGGGUGGAGCUGGCCCCCACACCCGCUCCAGAUUGUGGCCUGGCUGCUGUAUCUAUUCUUCGCAGUGAUUGGCUUUGGGGUUCUUGUUCCCCUCCUGCCUCAUCACUGGGUACCUGCUGGCUAUGCUUGCAUGGGCUCCAUCUUUGUUUGCCAUCUUGUGGUGCAUCUAACUGCAGUCUCCAUCGAUCCAGCAGAUGCCAAUGUGCGGGACAAGAGCUAUUCCGGGCCCCUGCCUAUUUUCAACCGCAGUCAACAUGCUCACGUCAUUGAAGACUUGCACUGUAACCUGUGCGACGUGGAUGUGAGUGCACGCUCCAAGCACUGCAGCGCCUGCAACAAGUGCGUGUGCGGUUUCGACCAUCACUGCAAGUGGCUCAACAACUGUGUGGGAGAAAGGAACUAUCGGCUCUUUCUACACAGUGUGGCAUCUGCUUUACUGGGUGUCCUGCUCUUGGUGCUCGUGGCCACUUAUGUCUUCGUGGAGUUCUUUGUCAACCCCAUGCGACUUCGCACAAAUCAACACUUUGAAGUCCUGAAGAAUCACACAGAUGUUUGGUUUGUGUUCUUGCCUGCUGCCCCUGUGGAGACCCAGGCUCCUGCCAUCCUGGCCCUGGCUGCCCUCCUCAUCCUUCUUGGCCUGCUUUCUACAGCCCUUCUUGGCCACCUGCUCUGCUUCCACAUCUAUCUCAUGUGGCACAAACUCACCACCUAUGAGUACAUUGUGCAACACCGCCCAGCUCAGGAAGCAAAGGAAUCCCACAAGGAGCUCCAAUCCUGUCCCCCUAAGAUGCGGCCCAUUCAGGAGAUGGAGUUCUACAUGAGGACCUUCAGCCAUGUGCGCCCAGAGCCCCCUGGCCAGGCUAGGCCAGUGGCAGUGAAUGCCAAUCCUUCCCAGUUUCUUGCCACCCAGGGACAAGUGGAGACACCGCGGCCCUCUUCCCCAGAUACACUGGCUCUGCCUCCCCCAAUCCAACACCAGGAAAAGAGGAAGCGGCGCAUGUAUAGGUUUCUAAGGUCUGGGAUCUUGGACAUGGAGUCCCGGCUGCCCAGGCUAAGUGGGACCCAAGCCCCCAGCGACAGCUUGACCUCUUCAUCAUCAGAUUCCACCAGCGCCAGUCCCAUGUAUACUGCGGGUCCUGCAGGCGCCUACCAUUCACCGUCAGCCGAGUCCAUGGACGAGAUUCCAGUGGCGCAGACGCAUCUGGGCAGUGCUGCCUUGGGCGCUCCGGCUGGCAGGGCCCGAGAAUCUGGGCUGAGGCUACAGGCUCGUGUGCCCGCCGUUUUUGUGAGCCCCAGCAGCGGCGAGCCAGGGGCGCCUGGCGGCCAGGAAGGUGGCCUGCCUUAGUUGGGCCUAGAGGCAGGAGGGCCAGAGGAGGAUUGAUGGCCCGACUCUAUGCAACACCCCACCCUCGCCCCACCAACUGCACUUUAGGGGGCAUGCUCCGGCGGCCGGCGGGAUCGGCCUUCCUUGCCCAAGACUCAGCAAUAUCCGCCCCACCGGUCCUGAUGCUCCAAUAAAUUUUUUUAUGCUUUUGCUGA
Messenger RNA from Jaculus jaculus (lesser Egyptian jerboa), 1967 nucleotides. RefSeq names its product zinc finger DHHC-type containing 1 (gene Zdhhc1). Gene Ontology annotation, cellular component: endoplasmic reticulum; Golgi apparatus. Gene Ontology annotation, molecular function: protein-cysteine S-palmitoyltransferase activity. The record is from RefSeq and is a predicted model, not a curated record. Gene Ontology annotation, biological process: peptidyl-L-cysteine S-palmitoylation; protein targeting to membrane. The coding region runs from base 304 to 1773 and encodes 489 amino acids. The transcript has 12 exons. Lineage: Eukaryota; Metazoa; Chordata; Mammalia; Rodentia; Dipodidae.